Molecule: messenger RNA, 423 nt
Organism: Trichophyton benhamiae CBS 112371
Lineage: Eukaryota; Fungi; Ascomycota; Eurotiomycetes; Onygenales; Arthrodermataceae
Exons: 3
Coding region: 1-423 (140 amino acids)
Source: RefSeq, a predicted model, not a curated record
AUGACAACAUAUCAAAAUAUCCACAUCAACAUACAGCAUGAAGAAGACGAUGAAGGUGAAAAUGAUGAUACUGAUGACGAACAAGACGAAGGCUUGAGUCUUGAACAAGCGGACUCCAUGGCUCAAAAUUAUACCCAUGCAGUGGCAAAGCAAAAGAUAUCCGACAUGUCAAGAUGCAAGCGGGCGGGCAGAGCUAAAAAUAACCUCAUGGUUUGGAGCAAACAUAACCCUCUUUUUUUUGGUACCAAAGGCUUGACCAUGUCCAUGAACAAUGGGAAAGUCAUGUACCAUGGCAACAACGUGGUCGGCCCCUCGAGCGAUUUGAAAGAUGUGAAAGAAAACCCGCGUUUUUCUAUCAUGUUCAGUUCGCUGCGGCUGAAGCACGGAGGACAGAAAGAAAAAGAGGCUGAUAUUUCUCGCUAA